Molecule: messenger RNA, 852 nt
Organism: Penicillium longicatenatum
Lineage: Eukaryota; Fungi; Ascomycota; Eurotiomycetes; Eurotiales; Aspergillaceae
Product: OPA3 family protein
Exons: 3
Coding region: 1-852 (283 amino acids)
Biological process (GO): regulation of lipid metabolic process
Cellular component (GO): mitochondrion
Source: RefSeq, a predicted model, not a curated record
AUGUCGCUCACCCUCAAACUGUCAUCCCUGGCGAUUCGCACCCUUUCUAAGCCAAUUGCGACCCAUCUCAAAGCCCAAGCUCGUGAACAUGAACGCUUCCGCAAGAUCUGUGUAUCGAUGGCGCAGGCCCUUCAUAAGUUCGAUAUGCGCCUACGACUAGGCUCAAUUCGCGACAACACCGCCUCCCAGCGCCAGGCUGCUGCUGAGAAGGCAGCAAAAAAGCACAUCCCCACAUCUCCGACUGCGAAAACAGAGGCCGAGACCAAAGCAGAGGAGCAGGCAAUAGCCAAAGCCAAAGCUGCAGCGGAGGAAGCGGCAAAGCCCCACAACUAUCGCAUUAGACCUCUGUCUGAGUCAAAAGCAAUUGAGUCAGGUGCAAAUUUCAUUAGCGAAAGUUUCCUUUUCCUCGUGGCGGGCGGGUUGAUCGUUUUCGAAGCAUGGCGAUCCCGUCGGAAAGAAAGCACUCGGCGGGAAGGUGUUGAGGAGCGUCUUGCUGAGUUGGAACAAUCGGAGAAGACGACAAGGGAGGCUUUGGUUGCCCUGGAGAAAGAACUGCUAGCACUACGUGCGGAAAAGUCCAAGUCGACUCAUCGCAUCCUACCGCGGGCAGUGUGGGAACAGGUGCCGGAGCUGGACGAGCCCGAGGUCGAGCAGACCUGGUGGUCUAGUGUCACCUCGUAUUUCACAUUCGGCCAGGAAUCAAAGACACCCGAGCCAACUCCCCAACCGACCCUCCCGCAGACUGCGGCGUCGCAAGACUCGAAAGCGACAGACGCGUCUGUUGAACAGCCCGCUACAUCUGCCCAAAAAAAGAACGCCGGAGCCGAAGACUUCAGCGCUUGUCAUUGUUGA